AUGAAGGCCUUCAAGGCAUCCAGGAGACAGCUCAUGCCCUGCACCGCGUGCGCCUCCGCCAUCGUGCAUUUGAUGCGGUACAAGAAUCUGCUGUGUGAGUGCAAGCAGUGCAAGGCGGUGGCCCCGUUCGCGAAGUGCCCGUGGCGUGCCAAGGUGCUGAUCUACCAAGAAUCGAAGACGGUGACCAUGAGUGAGCGUGAAGAUCUACCUGAGCUUCGCAAGGUGCAAAACUGUGUGAGCCACUACCGGCGCACUAAGCUCGGCGGCAAUGAUUCCGUUUGCGACGUUGCUGCCCACGUGGCUGCACAUUCUUUUACCGGCAGCGAAGCCGAGCAUGAUGCCGUUACCUUUACGCGCGAUACGGAUGCCCGCGGCAAGUGCAUUACGGGGGACGGCUCGGACAAGCACCCUUUUGUUGCUGGCGUUACGACGAAGGCACUCCUGCGAUCGGCCAACUGCGACCCGGCCUCCGUCAUUCUGCAUGUGGAUGCGACGUUUCAGCUGGACCGGCUCAGCUACCCAGUCAUCGGCGUCGGCCUCUCAGAUGGAUCGCGAGCGUUUCACCUUUUGGCUCUCUUCGUUACGUCGCAACCGGAAGAGAGGCACUUUACCGAUGCAUUUACCGCGUUGCGGACUGUGUACGCGCAAGUGGCUGUACGGGUUGCCGUGAAGGAGCGCAUGAGUGGGGUUCACGGCGACGUGGGGGCCGAGGUCUCCAGUGAUACCUAUGAUCUGCACUUCUCGCUUACUAAAGUGGAGUACUUGACACGCAAGGAGAAAGUGCUGUUUGAGUGGAACAAGCGCCCCGAGCUGGAUGCGUUCCGCGAAUACAUGAAGAAGCUGUGGAUAAAGGGGAACUUUAGCAACUGCCCCUGCGAGACCUUCAAUCGCGCGUUCAAGCGUGACUACACGCAGAAGCGGAAGCUCAAGCGUGUGCUGCUGCUGCAGCAGAUGCGCGACUGCUGUCGCCAUCGGUCCAUGGCGGCCAUGCCGUUCCUGCAGCGGCGGAAGUCAGACAAGCCCCUCCAAGCUCGAGCAACGUCGCUGCUCACGGGCGGGUACCUCCGUGAGCACGUUCAUGAGCGCAGCAGCAUCGACUUCUUGAUCGACGAUACUAACGAUGACAUCUUCAACAGCACGUUGCCUGCCACAGGCGACGGGUAG
This is a messenger RNA of Phytophthora sojae, 1164 nucleotides long. RefSeq lists its product as hypothetical. The record is from RefSeq and is a predicted model, not a curated record. NCBI's taxonomy places the organism in Eukaryota, Oomycota, Peronosporomycetes, Peronosporales, Peronosporaceae. The transcript has 4 exons. The coding region runs from base 1 to 1164 and encodes 387 amino acids.